This is a messenger RNA of Striga hermonthica, 876 nucleotides long. The record is from the annotation of a GenBank genome assembly. Lineage: Eukaryota; Viridiplantae; Streptophyta; Magnoliopsida; Lamiales; Orobanchaceae.
AUGGCUUGCAAGAUUACUUGGGUUUCUUUUUUCAGAUCUCUACUGUUGUCAUUGCUCGUCGUUGGUAUUGUAAUUGCUUGCUUCACUCUCCCUGUUGAAAAGAUGCUAAAGGAUUUCUUGGUAUGGGUAGACCAAGACCUUGGUCCUUGGGGUCCUCUUGCAUUAGCUGUGGCAUACAUCCCUCUCACGAUAUUGGCAGUUCCAGCUUCAGUGCUUACACUGGGUGGUGGGUAUCUCUUUGGUUUGCCUAUCGGCUUUCUUGCAGAUUCUAUUGGUGCUACAUUGGGUGCGGGAGCUGCAUUUCUUCUUGGGCGAACUCUGGGGAGGUCAUUUGUGAUCUCCAAGUUAGAAGACUAUCCGCAGUUUAAUGCAGUUGCAAUUGCAAUUCAGAAGUCAGGAUUUAAGAUUGUUUUGCUGCUUCGGCUAGUCCCUUUACUUCCAUUCAACAUGCUCAACUACCUCUUGUCUGUGACUCCUGUCCCGUUAGCUUCAUACUUGUUGGCUUCCUGGUUGGGCAUGAUCCCAAUUACUCUUGUCCUGGUAUACAUUGGGACAACUUUAAAGGAUAUUUCAGAUGUGACUCAUGGAUGGAGUGGAUUAUCUAAAACCAGAUGGGUAAGCAAGCUUCUCUUUUUCCCAAUAUUAGUUAAACGAGAUCAUUCGGUUGCCUAUUCUUUUCAAGUUUUUGUGUUAAUGAUCUAUGUUACCCGAGUCGCAAAAGCUGCUUUAGAUAAAGCAUUAGCGGAGACCGAAGUUACGAAUGGUGAUAUCUCCUCAACUGAACAACCAGCUGAAGCCAGCGACUUGGAAACUCUCCAUCAGCCACUUCUAAUUAAGGUUGACGAUGAUGCUUCUCAAGAGAACCUCGAAAAGUAG